Pseudophryne corroboree (corroboree frog) is the source of this 6301-nucleotide messenger RNA. It is a transcript of the gene DGKZ, whose product is annotated as diacylglycerol kinase zeta. Bases 766 to 3708 code for a protein of 980 amino acids. The record is from RefSeq and is a predicted model, not a curated record. The transcript is spliced from 32 exons. Gene Ontology annotation, cellular component: nucleus. Gene Ontology annotation, biological process: regulation of synaptic transmission, glutamatergic; lipid phosphorylation; intracellular signal transduction. NCBI's taxonomy places the organism in Eukaryota, Metazoa, Chordata, Amphibia, Anura, Myobatrachidae. Gene Ontology annotation, molecular function: protein binding; ATP-dependent diacylglycerol kinase activity.
CUGCAUGAAGGGAGCAGGCAGUGGUGAGGACAGCCAUGAGGGGGGGGCCCUGCCUGGCAGGACACAUUGCCAUGAUUGCCUGCACACAGACUCAGUUCCUGGCUGAGGAGGAGGAAGAGCCGUGUUAUUGUGAGCUGGGAAGUGACAGUAUGGCAGGAAGCCUGUGUGUGUGUGACAGGAAGGGAAGGCUGCUCUCUGCAUGCAUGUAACACUGUGUCAGGCUGGGGGCUGGCUGCUGCUGGGUUGAUACAUUUCCACUUAUGCUACUUUCAGGGUUGGCAACAGGUACAAGUGCUGCAUGAGCGAGUGAUGGAGCCUGCCAGGGAGCUGCCAGUGCUGUAGUGUCCUGUGUGAAGCCCUGCAGGCUGUGCCAUUGGGUCACUGUGCUGGGAGAAGUGCAUAGAGUUGUGUAACCCCAUGCAGGAUGCACUGUGAGUAGCAGCUUCGUGCCACCUAGCUAUGUAGGGUAUUGGCUUCCUAUGCUGUGUCCCUGUGAGCUGCACUUUGUCCUGUGAUUGCACUGCGGCUGCAGCCUCGGUGGAGAACCCUGCUGUGUGGGCGCCUCUAGGUCUCAUUUGUCAGCGCGUGAUUGGCAGCGAUGGUGGCAUAGUGCCUGCGAUGGUUGCUGCCCCCCGGGUGGAUGUGCGCAUCUCCUGCGGUGCCUGCAGCACACAGCGGUGAGACUGGUCAGCUGGGGUGCCUGUUGGAAGCAUGGCUUGAAGUAGUGCUGGGCUGCCUGGAUUUUAGGGUGGGGGGUGACGGGGGAUGGACGGGGAAGGAGAACUUGCCAACACCAGUUCAGCAGCCUCCAGCGGCUCAGACAGGACCCCCGAAUCUGACAGGGCUGUCGUCAGCCGAAGGCACAGCGUCAAGACCUUCAGCGGGCUCCGCUUCUUCAGGCGCAGAAAAGCCAUUGCCAAAUCUGGAGCCCAGCACCUGACCUCCUCACCCAGUGUCCUGCACAGCGAGUGUGACGCACAAGUGCGCAGUACCGUGGACUGGAGUGAGGCGGCUGUGUACGGUGAUCACCUCUGGUUUGAGACAAAUGUAUCCGGAGAUUUUUGUUACGUGGGAGAGCAGAACUGCACAGCUAAGAUACAGCAGAAGUCAGCGUCCCGGCGUAAGUGCGCGGCAUGCAAGAUAGUGGUUCACACUCCGUGCAUCGAGCAGCUGGAGAAGAUAAAUUUCCGCUGCAAACCAUCGUUCCGUGAGUCCGGCUCCCGCAACAUACGGGAGCCAGUCAUUGUUCGGCAUCAUUGGGUCCACCGGAGACGCCAGGCCGGCAAAUGCCGGCAAUGUGGGAAGGGGUUCCAGCAAAAGUUUGCCUUUCACAGCAAAGAGAUUGUUGCGAUCAGCUGCUCUUGGUGCAAACUGGCGUACCACAAUAAAGUAUCAUGCUUCAUGCUGCAUCACAUUGAAGAGCCCUGUUCUUUAGGGGCCCACGCUGCUGUAAUAAUGCCCCCUACGUGGAUAAUCCGAGUGCGCCGGCCCCAGAGUUCGAUGAAGUCCAGUAAAAAGAAGAAGAGGCCGUCCUUUAAGAGGAAACCCAGUAAGAAAGGAGCGGAGGAACCCAGGAUGCGACCGUUUGUUAUCAGGCCUGGUCCCUGCCCACUCAUGAAACCUGUACUUGUAUUUGUCAACCCCAAAAGUGGAGGAAAUCAAGGGGUGAAGAUCCUUCAGUCCUUCAUGUGGUAUCUGAAUCCACGACAAGUGUUUGAUCUCAGUCAAGGUGGCCCAAAGGAAGCGUUAGAGAUGUAUCGGAAGGUUCCGUCAUUGCGCAUCCUAGCGUGUGGAGGUGAUGGCACUGUGGGCUGGAUCCUCUCUGUGCUGGAUCAACUGCACCUUUUCCCUCCUCCGCCUGUUGCAAUCCUACCUCUUGGUACAGGAAAUGAUCUUGCAAGAACCCUCAACUGGGGUGGGGGUUACACAGAUGAGCCUCUCUCCAAGAUCCUGAGCCAUGUGGAGGAAGGAGCUGUAGUCCAGCUGGACCGGUGGAACCUAGAAGUGGAGAGAAACUUUGAAGCCUAUGAGGAGGACAGAGCAGAGGGAGCAACAGAAAAACUGCCCCUGGAUGUGUUCAAUAAUUAUUUCAGCCUGGGAUUUGACGCUCGAGUUACACUGGAAUUCCACGAGUCCCGAGAGGCCAACCCAGAGAAGUUCAACAGCCGUUUCCGCAAUAAGAUGUUCUAUGCUGGGACUGCGUUCUCCGACUUCCUGACUGGCAGCUCCCGGGAUUUGGCCAAACACAUUCGAGUUGAGUGUGACGGCACGGAUCUGACCGCUAAAAUUCAGGAGCUUAAGUUACAGUGCUUGGUGUUUCUAAACAUCCCUCGGUACUGUGCUGGCACUAUGCCAUGGGGCAAUCCAGGGGAGCACCAUGACUUUGAACCUCAGAGGCACGAUGACGGGUGUAUUGAAGUGAUUGGCUUCACUAUGGCAUCACUGGCUGCACUACAGGUCGGGGGACACGGCGAGCGACUGAACCAAUGCCGGGAAGUCCUGUUAAGGACGUACAAGUCCAUUCCCAUGCAAGUUGAUGGUGAGCCGUGCAAAUUGGGACCCUCCGUGGUGAGGAUCAGUCUACGCAACCAGGCCAACCUUAUACAGAAAACCAAGAGGCGUACGUCUGUCCCUCUGCUCAACGAUCAGCAGCCGGUCCCGGACAGAUUGCGUCUACGUGUUAAUCGGAUCUCUAUGCACGACUAUGAGGCUUUGCACUAUGACAAGGAGAAGCUGAAGGAAGCCUCUCUCCCACUGGGAGUUAUUGUGGUCCCCGGAGACAGCGAUCUGGAGACAUGUCGUUUACACAUACAGCAGCUGCAGGAGGAUUUUCCAGAGUACCCCACAAUCUUGCAACGUCUUGACCUGAAGGAGAAUGGAACAAACAAGCCGCAGACUGUGUCCUCGCAGAAACUCUCGCCAAAAUGGUGCUUCCUGGAUUCCACCACUGCUGACCGCUUCUACAGGAUCGACAGAGCGCAGGAGCACCUGAACUUUGUGCUGGAAAUCUGUCAGGGUGAACUCUACGUCCUGGAUCCUGAGCUGAUCAUUACCCAGUCUGUGGGUACUUCUCCGGCGAUGCCUUUCAGAGACCAAUCCGCAAGCCCCACCAGCCAACAUUUCCAGUUCCCCCUCCUUCCACCGUCCUCUCCACCGAACUCCCCCUCUUUACCCGAGUCUCAGAAGGGGCCAUCACCCAGGGGAAGGACCUGUAGUGACAGCUCCGUGACUAAGCCAGAUCUAAAUUCUGGGGACAGGACAGAGAAUGACAUCUCAGAGGCUCACCCUGAUGAAGCUUUAUUGGAAUCUGCUAAAAUCAAUGAUCUUAAAAGGUUCCGUGAGGCCCAUCGUGCUGGGGGUAACCUAACUCAACAAGACUUGGACGGCUGCACUCUUCUACAUCACGCUGUGAGCGCCGGAAGCAAAGAGAUCGUCAAGUACAUCAUUGAGCAUGCUCCCUCUGAAAUCCUGGAUGUUGCCGAACAGAAGAAUGGGGAGACCGGGCUGCAUCUUGCAGCAUCUCUACGUCAGCGUACAAUCUGCCAUUACAUAGUGGAGGCGGGAGCGUCGCUCAUGAAGACAGACUUGCAGGGCGACACCCCAAAAAAUUGCGCUGAGAAGGCAAAGGACCCAGAGCUGGCCGCAUACCUGGAGAACAGGCAGCACUACCAAAUGAUUCAGAGGGAGGAUCAGGAAACGGCGGUGUAACUAGCGGCAGACCCUGAAAGAGGCUUAUUUCUUCCUACAGAAAAUCCUAAACUUCCUUGUCCUCUCACUAUGGGAGAAGACUGCACCUUGUCCCACCUCCUCCAAGAAGCCUUACUCCUUGACGUCCCAUUGGUUUUUACCAGGCUCCUGCUAGUAGAACCACUAGCUUAGUUAUAAACAUAUACUCUGGAGAAACAUUACGUAGAGCGGCGUCUCCUCGCUAAAUGCCUCUCCUAAACACUGCGAAGGAGUGCAAGCUCUGGACUAUACCGACUCCAUAACGUGCUUCAUUAAUUCCAACUCUUAUUGAUAUACUAACGCAUUUCACCCCUUAGCGACCUACUCACUGUGCUUAAACCCAGUGUAUCUGUAUUUUUCUACUCGCGUAUAAUGUCCUCCAGUUUAUGCCAAAGUCAUAGGACUCGCCCUGUGCUUCGGUUUUCCCCUCAGAUCCUGUGUAGGACAUACGGCUGUUCCUGCUCUUGGACAUUUGGUCUCUGAAAUUGGGGCUAGUUUACAUGUGUUUUUUGGGGAUUUUUUUUUUUAUGUUCACCUCUCAAGUGUUGGUCGUGUCACAUUUUGUUUGUGUAAAGGAAUAGCUGUUUUGUUUUUUAAUCCUCAUUAGGUUGUGUGCUGUGUAGAUGAGGGCACAUGUUGAAGUGUGUAUAUAUACAUAUGUACAUGACGUAUUUAGAACAGAGAGAGACCUGCCUUUCACACAGAUCCUAUCUUAUUUAUCAUAGUAUGGCUAGACCUGUGAAUUGGUCAGCGUAGGGUUAGUAAUUACCUCAGAAGAGGUGUUUUUGUAUAUAAAUUGUGUGACUAGCUAAUGCAUUUUUUUUGCCCAUGGUAUUAUUCAAGUGUUAAACCAUGUUUACACUGGAUCAUUAUAUCAUCUUCGUGUAGCCGUAUCUGCCAGUUUAGAAAGGUUUCCUAUUGACCUUUGUUCAUCCAUUUUGACAAUGUCGGCCAUCUUGUAGCCGUGAAUACUCCAUUCUGGUUGAGUGUCUGCUGCUUUUAAAGUGGUCCUAUUCCAUAACCCGGAAGAGACUGAACAUUUUGUGGCUGAUCUAAUGUACAGCCUACCAGUAACCAGAAAUAAAAGACUGAAUUCAUAUGACUAUUGGCCCAACCCACAAAAUGGCUGCCUCUAUUAUGUGUAGGUGAAGGGACAACGUUAAGAUUGGCAUUUUUGUGCAGUCGUUCCUCUUUAUCCUGCUAUUUUCGUUGAGACGGCAUGUUCAAAAUGGCUUUAGUUUUAUUUUAAUUUAUUGCCUAUUUUUCUUAUAGAUAUUUUUCAUUUGUCCUUUAUUUUUUUGGAUCAAGAUUAACGAAGCCUCUGACAAAGGAAUAACACUUAUUAGUGCAGAAUCCUGGUCAGUCUUAAUUGUCUUUUUAAAUUAAACACAGUUGCUCUGACAAUCAAGGAUUCAUUUCACAGGGGGAAGCAAGUGGCCUUUCUGUGUACAAGCUGUACCGAAUGUGGUGAAUUUGCUUUUACACUCCCUCCUCUGUCCUCGUUGCUGGUGUAAGUGAAGGGUGAACCAUUGCCAAUGGUCGCAGUCAGGCAGUGACAUCGAAACAAUACAUUUGCAGAGUGCAGAAUAAAGUCCUUUGAUACCUGAAUGUCUGUCUUAUGAGCAGUAAAAAAAACAGGCAUUGCCCGUGGUGAUUCCAUCAAGCUGGGUCAUACACUACCGACCCCAUUGUGUGUUUGACACUUUGUCACACCCACCUCUCUUGCUUUGAGCAAUUGACGAUCCAUAUGGUGGUUUGCAUGUGUUUUUGUGGUUUGUGUUGAGAUGACACUACACCCCUUUUGUUAAACAACACACAGUUGGCGCAAUCAGUUUAUCCUUCAGAAACGCCUUCUAUUCAAGUGAUUGAAUGAACAGUGUUAAAGUGACGUGCAUGUUGUACCUUAUCACCCUGAUGUAUCAUUGUAUGUACUUUGUUAUCUCAUAGCAAAACAGUUGGCGUUGCAUUGUAUUUUGUCACUGGUUUAUGCCGGUCAGGGGAAUAAUGGAAAUUUACAGGGCCAAAAACAAACGUGUAAAUCCAUCAAUAUUACUGUGUAUCGAUUUGGUUUCAGUCGGAUGAUAAUUUUCGGCUAAGAAUGAUAUCCUAAUUCCAACAAAAAAAAAAUUAUUUUAUUUUUUUGUUACUUUUUAAAGUCAUUCUUUUCUCUUUGAAAGAUUUCAGUGUCACUUUUUAUACAUAUCGCAUGGCAGUGUGAACUGGGUAUUUGCGUCACCAAUGUCACAGUAUUAAUGUCUUGUGGUCGCCUACGGACAAUUGCAGCAGCCAUUUUGGUGGGAUAUACCAGUAUUCACGUGAAUGCAGACGACGAGGUCACUAGGAUGCGGUGAUGUCAUCGAGGCACAAACCUGGCUUAGGAUGCGGUGACGUCAUCGAAGCACAAAAUGGCUGAACCCAUGCGCGUUAGAAGUCUGCCUAGCACUCAGGAACAAGGGACGUCACCAAUACCUGUUAAAAUAAAUUGCGUUCAUAUGAUUAUUGGUUGGGCCCACAAAAUGGCUGCCUCUGCUUUAGUAGACAGCAGGUACUCUGUAAUAAGAUAAACAAAAGGGGA